GCUUUAUACGUUGGCGAUUUAGAUGAAAACGUUACUGAAAAGUUAUUAUUUGAUGUUUUCUCAAAACAUGCAGCCGUCACUUCAGUUAAAAUUUGUUUUGAUUCAAAUAAUAAAAAAUCUUUAGGUUAUGGUUAUGUUAAUUUUAUCAACUCUGAUGAAGCCAGCAUCGCAAAGGAAAAGUUAAAUUACACCCAUUUAUUAAAUAAGGAAAUUAGAAUAAUGGAGUCGAUGAGGCAUUCCUUUCAAAAUAUGAAAGGAUCGAAUGUUUAUUUCAAAAACCUUCCAGAAGUAUUAUCAACAAGAGAAUUUUAUGAAAUUUUUAAACCAUUUGGUGAAAUCUUAUCAUGUAAAGUGGAACAUUCAAAAAGUUAUGGUUUUAUUAAUUUUCAAGAUUUUAAUGUUGCUCAAAGUGUUGUUGAUAAUUUUAAUGGAAGCACUAUAAAAGGUUCUAAAUUAUUUGUUGGUCUUCACACUCCAAAGGAAGUUAGAGAAAAAGAAAAAAAAGACACCAUUAAUCAAAUUCCAACUAUUUAUGUAAGAAAUUUGCCAAUUGAUAUUAAUGAUGAUCAACUCAAAUCUCUUUUUGGUAAAUUUGGUGCAAUCACAAGCACUUUUGUGAAACCUGUUUUUAAAUUAAAAGCGAGCUGGGCUUUUGUAACUUUUAAGUCUCAUAAAAGUGUUCUUGCUGCUAUUAAUUUUUUAAACGACACUGAGUAUGAAGGUAAAAGAAUA
Ascoidea rubescens DSM 1968 is the source of this 732-nucleotide messenger RNA. RefSeq lists its product as uncharacterized. NCBI's taxonomy places the organism in Eukaryota, Fungi, Ascomycota, Saccharomycetes, Ascoideales, Ascoideaceae. The record is from RefSeq and is a predicted model, not a curated record. Gene Ontology annotation, molecular function: RNA binding. The annotation marks the transcript as partial. The transcript has a single exon. Gene Ontology annotation, cellular component: ribonucleoprotein complex.